UGUGCAUCACUAUACCUGACUGAUAGUAGAUAUGGGACAGGCAGUUUGAAACGACAUCUAGAUGCUUGCUCGAAAAGAGAUAGCAGAGAUGUUGGGCAAAUGAUGCUUUUAAGUCAAAAUAAGAACUCCUUAAGUCUAAGCUCUAAAUUUGAUCAUGAGAAAUUUAGGGAGUUGUUGAUAUAUGCAAUUAUUAUGCAUGAUUUUCCUUUUUAAUUUACUGAGUGGCCAGGCAUUAGAGCUGUUCUUCUUUAUUUACGAGCAGAUUUGAAUAUUGUUACUAGAAAUACUAUGAAGGCUGAUUGCCUUAAAUUAUAUAAAAGGGAGAAAGAUAGAUUAUUGGAUAUGUUAAAGGAUAAUUCAAGUAGAGUUUGUUUGACAUCUGAUUUGUGGACUUCUCUAACCACUGAUGGAUAUAUAUGUUUGACUGUACAUUUUGUUGACAAGAAUUGGCAUCUGCAAAAAAGAGUUCUGAAUUUUGGUUUUAUGCCACCUCCCCAUAAUGGAAUCUCAUUGGCUGAAAAAAUUCACAUGUUUUUGAAGGAUUGGGGUUUAGAAACGAAGGUUUUUUCAAUUACAUUGGAUAAUGCUUCUGCAAAUGAUGUUUGUGUUCAGUUUUUGAGAGACCAAUUAUUGGUAGGAGGAGGACUUCUAGGUUAUGGUGAGUUCUUUCACUUGAGAUGUUGUGCUCAUGUAUUAAAUUUGAUAGUUCAGGAAGGAUUGAAAGAAGUUGAUGAAUCUAUGGUAAAAGUCAGAGAAAGUAUCAAAUAUGUGAAGGGAUCACAAGCAAGGAAACAAAAGUUUUUGGAUUGUGUUGGUCAUAGUUCUCUUGGGUCUAAAAGAGGUUUGAGGCAAGAUGUCCCAACUAGGUGGAUUUCUACAUUUCUCAUGCUUGAUAAUGCACUUUUUUAUAAACGUGCCUUUAUGCAUCUUGAGCUAAGUGAUUCCAAUUACAAACAUUGUCCAUCUAGAGAUGAAUGGGAUAGAAUUGAAAAGAUCAAUAGUUUCUUGUCUGUUUUUUAUGAUAUCACUUGUGUCUUCUCUGGAACCAAGUAUCCAACCGCAAACCUCUACUUUCCUUACGUUUUUACAGCACAUUUGACAUUACAAGAUGGAUUGAAGAGUGAUGAUGCCUAUAUUGUGAAUAUGGCAGGAAAGUUGUUUACUAAAUUUGAGAAAUAUUGGCAUGACUUUAGCUUGAUUUUAGCUAUAGCUGUUAUUUUGGAUCCGAGAUAUAAGCUGAGUUUUGUUGAAUCGUGUUAUAAUAAAUUGUAUGGUGCUGAUGGGAAAAAUGAAUUAACAAAGGUCAAGAACAAGCUGAAUUCUUUGUUUUGUGAGUAUGCAAUUGAUGGAAUCAGAAACUAUUCAACAAGUUCUUCAUCAACCAAGGUUGGAGAUGGUGGGACAACACAUCAAACCUCAUUUUCUAACAUAUCUAACAAUGUUUUGAGUGAAUUCGAUAAUUUUAAUGAAGUGAUUGUGCCCCAAAAGUCACAGCUUGAAUUAUAUUUAGAGGAUCAAAGGUUUGACAGAAAAGCUGAGUUAAAUGUAUUAAAAUAUUGGGAGGCUAACCAAUUUAGGUAUCCGGAGAUUGCUGCAAUGGCGAGAGAUAUAUUUGCGAUACCUAUUUCUAGUGUUGCUUCUGAAAGUGCUUUUAGUGUUGGGGGAAGAGUGCUUGAUCAAUACAGAAGUGCACUCAAACCUGAUACAAUGGAAGCUUUAGUUUGCACUAGAGAUUGGCUGUAUGGAGAGCAAAAGCAUCCAACUGUAGCUUUUGAAGAAUUAUUAAAAGAUGUCAUGGAAGAAAUUUCUAUUCAACAGUCAGCAUUUGACCAUGCUUCUCAAAGUAUUUUCUCAACUAGGAUGGAAAAGAAAGCACUUGUUAAAUCCUUGGCUAUAAUGGAAGCACUCGUUGAUUUUGAAUUUUUGGCAGCACCUUUGAUGGAGUGGGCUGUUGAAGCUACUAAGAAUGUUGAGCUAGGUAACAAAGAACUCUCACAAGCCAUUAAGAAGAAUAGCAGCGCAGGAGGUUCCUUUUACUAUUUUUGUUUGUGCUUACUUUUUCGAUCCUCUUUCUUGAUUGGUACAGUUAAAUGGCGUUGGAAAGCAUCUUUUUCUAGAUGCGAUAACAGUAAUAUUUACUCGAGAGGGACAAAUGUGGAUAUAUCAAAUGAUUUGACUAAUCAGUUUAUGAAGGGAAUGAUACAAGAGACUUGGAGAUGUUAA
Messenger RNA from Gastrolobium bilobum, 2223 nucleotides. Its product is annotated as zinc finger BED domain-containing protein RICESLEEPER 2-like. Lineage: Eukaryota; Viridiplantae; Streptophyta; Magnoliopsida; Fabales; Fabaceae. The transcript is spliced from 6 exons. Bases 289 to 2223 code for a protein of 644 amino acids. The record is from RefSeq and is a predicted model, not a curated record. Gene Ontology annotation, molecular function: DNA binding; protein dimerization activity.